Rosa chinensis is the source of this 2573-nucleotide messenger RNA. RefSeq names its product origin of replication complex subunit 5. The record is from RefSeq and is a predicted model, not a curated record. Lineage: Eukaryota; Viridiplantae; Streptophyta; Magnoliopsida; Rosales; Rosaceae. The transcript has 9 exons. Bases 176 to 2179 code for a protein of 667 amino acids. Gene Ontology annotation, molecular function: histone methyltransferase activity; DNA replication origin binding. Gene Ontology annotation, biological process: DNA replication initiation; DNA replication. Gene Ontology annotation, cellular component: nuclear origin of replication recognition complex; nucleus.
AUAGUCUGAUCAUGCGGCUGACAUUAGAUGACCGGUAGUACCGGUCGUUUUAGGGUUUAGCGUUAGACAGUGCGAGGAAGACGCUCAAAGAGAGAGAGAUCCAAAUGCUCUAACAUGAAUCCCAACGAGACCGCACAGAAGCUUCUUCCCCUUCAGGCUAGAAUUGUGGGGAGACAUGGAGUCAGAGACUAUGCUCUGUACCACAGAUCAAUGUGUUGAACAAGAGCCACAGUACACACAUAUUGACCGGAAUGAAUUCUCACAGAGAAGGCACAAGAAGCAGGAGGAGGAGGAGAUUCUCAUAUGUGAAUGCAAGUGUGAUGAAAAGGAUCUUGAAAGUGCAUGUGGAGAACGGUGCUUGAAUGUGUUGACCAGCACGCAAUGCACUCCUGGAUAUUGCCCUUGUGGUGUCUAUUGUAAGAAUCAGAAUUCAGACAUGGUUAAGGAAGAAAGGCCACAAAUUACAAGGAGAGCAACCAGAUCCUCCGCUUUGGCUAAAAGUGUAGUUGAAGAAACAGAUACAAGCAGUCAGCACCCAAAUGAUGCUUCUGCGAGUUCAGACAUUAUUAAAGAAGAAAGCCCACAAAUUUCAAGGAGAACAACCCGAUCCUCCGUUUUGGCCAAAUGUUCAAACAAUGUAGUUGAAGAAACAGAUGCAAAUAGUCAGCAGCAACCGACUUUAGAUGACCUUGUGAUUGGAGAAGGAGAGUCCUUUAGCUUCGAUGAUCUGGUGUCUAGUUUUCCUGGUAAAGAAAGUCAGAUCAAAGAGCUUGUGCACCUUUUGGGUCCACAGAACUCUCCCAUGCUUCCUAUAUUUAUAUAUGGAGGCUCUUCCACUGGAAAAACCAGUAUUGUUCUACAAACAUUUAGGCAUCUUAAACGACCUUUUGUUUACUCAAGCUGCCUUACCUGUUAUAAUCCUCGAAUCAUGUUUGAAUCCAUAUUAAAUCAAUUGUUCCUUCACCGAAAGAAAGCAGAAAAUGGUUAUUCUAGUGCAAAGCGCUGUGAAAGGCCAUCUGAUUUUGUGAAUUUUCUUCGCGAAGCCUUGGUUAGCAUUAUUGGUAAUCCUCAGGGACAAAAGUCAGGAUUGAGUAGCAAAAGGUCAGGAAAGGCUAAUGGAAAUAUGAUCUACUUGAUUUUUGACAAUUUGGAGCGUGUCAAAGGGUGGGACAAAGGUUCUACUGUGUUAUCUUUGUUGUUUAAUCUCUAUGACACUCUGAAAAUGCCCGAGGUCGGUCUUAUCUUCAUCAGCAAUACCUCACCGGAUACAUACGACUCAAAUAUGGGUUAUGUUGAGCCUAACCCUCUAUAUCUUCCUGAUUAUACAGAUGAUGAUCUUGGUCAAAUCUUAAUGAGACACCAAGCAAACAAAAAGCUUUACACCUCUUUUCUCAGUGUUGUACUAAGGCCUUUCAGUAGAAUUACCAGACGAGUGGAUGAAUUGUCUAGUGCAUUUUCACUAUUAUUCAGAAAAUAUUGUGAACCUAUUACUGAUCUUGGGGUUUUUCCCAAUGAAGAGAUGAAGAGAAAGUUGUUUAGUCAAUUUCAGCCCCAUAUUGCUCCUGCACUGAAUGAGAUAUUUAAGGUUUCAACUCAGCCUUCCACUGAAGUUGAAGCUAGGGAGAGAAAGCCAAAGGUUAGCACAAGGAAAUCCAGAGGUUAUGAAGUUGCUGACCAGUUAGAUUUUCACAUGUCUACCUCUGCCAAGUAUCUUCUAAUUUCAGCAUUCCUUGCUUCAAGAAAUCCAGCUACCCUUGAUGCAUCAUUGUUCGAUUCUACUGGAGGUUCUAAUAAUCGAAAACGAAAGAGGAAGGUCUCUGAGAAGUCAAUGGAACAGAAGGAAACUGCAGAACAGGAAUUACUCAUAAAGGGCCCCGGAACAUUCCCAAUGGAGAGGUUACUAGCCAUAUUCCAGUGUAUUACAUCUGUGGCGGAAGAUCCACUUGAUGAUGAGGAACAAGCGCAGGAUGGGUUAGGGAUUCAAGAUGGGCAUUGUGGGCUCAUGUCUGAUGUCCUCUUACAAUUGACUAGUCUCUGUGGUGCAAAUUUUAUUGUCAAAGGAGGAAGCUGCCCACUCGAGGGCUCAACUCGCUAUCGUUCUACAGUUAGUGAAGAUAUGGCCCUGCAGGUAGCAAGGAGCAUUAAGUUUCCUCUCUCAAAGUACUUGUACAGAAGAUGAUUGCAUAAGGGCAAUGGUAUCUGCAACAUUGUCGUCAACUUACUUUCAAGGAUGAAAUAGAAGGGUCAGAUUGUGGAAAGCCUUGAAUGAGCUUAAUCAUAUGAUUCAGCACCAAAUUACUCUAUUUUACUGGAGCUCAGGGAGUCAGGGCUGAGAAGAGAAGGGACUGUUUUUGACCACAGAACUAUUAAAUAUGUUCUUGCAAUUAGAAACCAGAGUAUGAAAUGGGAGGAAAAUAUCAGUCAAUUAUUUUUCUCAUGCAAUGUGCUCAAUGUGAAGAUGAGAAAAAACUAAAAUAAGAUUUAGUUUAAUUCCUUCAGCACAAAACUGUUGGUGUAUAAAUUUUGGAUAUAGGCAUGCGUGGUCAAAAGUUUCCUUGAUUUCUUAUUACAAA